Messenger RNA from Laetiporus sulphureus 93-53, 360 nucleotides. RefSeq lists its product as uncharacterized. NCBI's taxonomy places the organism in Eukaryota, Fungi, Basidiomycota, Agaricomycetes, Polyporales, Laetiporaceae. The transcript has 3 exons. The record is from RefSeq and is a predicted model, not a curated record. The coding region runs from base 97 to 333 and encodes 78 amino acids.
CUAAUGCUUUAUGCGCUAUUCUGAUGACUGAACGAUACCGGCAAUAUUGAUGUGCCAGAUCGCGUUUUGUGGGGAAUCAUUCUUUGGAUGCGGGCAAUGGAAAGUAUGCAAUUGUGUACCGCGAUAGUCGCACUUGAUGGUGAACGAAAACGAGCUAGUUUCGCUAGUGAAAGGGCCAGAGUAUGUGUAGUUUGGCACUUGCUGCUCAGAGAAGAGAAGGAGACUGCGGCGGCACAGUCUCACUUGGCCGGCCCAGCAGGCCUGAUGAUCCUGAUCGUUUUCCUCAUGCGGUCGAGCACUUCUCGUUACGUACUUGACUUCAUACCCUCCUGACCCCUCUCACCCGUUCGACCGCAAGAU